CCCCCCCCCCCCAACCCCCUCUCGUCACUAUUCUUCUCGCUGUAACUGCUGCUGCUGCUGUUGCACUUCGAUUCGGGACAAGAUGGAGGUCGUCUAUAUAGACGAACGGGAAGAUGUGCAAAAGAAAACCUUUGCCAAAUGGAUAAACUCACAGCUUCUCAAGAAUCAUCACGAACCUGUGUCAGAUUUAUUUGUCGAUCUGAGGGACGGAAAUCGGCUUUUAUCACUCCUUGAAGUUCUCACGACAAAGUCAUACAAAAGAGAACGGGGACGUAUGCGUGUCCAUCACCUCAACAACGUUAACAAGGCGUUGCAAAUUUUGGAGCAAAACAAUGUCAAACUGGUCAAUAUCAGCAGCAACGAUAUCGUCGACGGUAAUCCCAAACUGACUCUCGGACUUGUAUGGAGCAUCAUACUUCAUUGGCAGGUACAUUAUCACCUCAAAGAUCUUAUGUCGGAACUGCAGCAAACGAAUUUGGAAAAAACUCUGCUCGCUUGGUGUCGUCAAAAUUCGCAGAAUUAUACGGGAGUUGAUAUAAAAAAUUUCACCACCUCUUGGUCGGAUGGAUUGGCCUUCAACGCUCUUCUUCACAGAUGGAAGCCUCAUCUCUUUGACUUUAACAAUGUUUCACGAAAACAUCCAAACGCGAGGCUCGAUCAUGCUUUCAAACUCGCUCAAGAACAUCUUGGAAUCGAACGGCUUUUAGAUCCCGAGGAUGUAAAUACCUCAGUACCGGACAAAAAGUCUAUUAUGAUGUACGUCAUGUGUCUCUUUCAAUCUCUUCCUCACUCCGGCGAGGAUGUCGGUGAUUUAGAUGUUUCUGUAGCGAGUGAUUCCAGUCCAGCAACAACGCCCGGUGCAGAGAGUUCUUUGUCAUUUGCAAAUCUCGGUAUGCCGAUAUCUCGACCAAUGAGUCUCGCGACAAAUGUGUCGGUUGAACUUGGCGGCUAUCAGGUUGCUUUGGAGGAAGUUCUGACGUGGUUGUUGGAGGCUGAAGAUAAGUUGAGUCACGCACCGGAGCCUGGACCUACCUUGGAUAUUUUGAAACAACAGUUUCACGAGCACGAAUCUUUCCUUAUGGAGUUAUCUGGUCAUCAGGACGGAGUUGGUGCCGUUCUUGAAGAAGGCGCUAGGCUUCUAGCUGACGGCGGUCUUCACAAGGACGAGGAGGACGAGGUCAGAGUUCAAAUGCAGCUGCUGAAUUCAAGGUGGGAAGGUUUAAGGACACACGCAAUGGAACGACAGUCGAGAAUCCAUGAGGUUCUGAUGGAAAUGCAGCAAAGGCAGCUGGAUUCUUUGAGACGUUGGCUGACCGAAACGGAGGAUAGAAUAUCUCGGAUGUCCGCUUCUGAACUUAACCAGUUGGCUCUUGACGAGCAGAUGAAUCAGUUGAAGGAACUGAGAAAGGAUAUUCAGCAGCAGCAAAGUGUCGUCGACGGUUUGAGCAAGAUUGUCGUUGUCGUGGACGAAGACAGUUCGGAGACUGUUUACGCGCAGAUGGAGGAUCAGUUGACGGCGUUGGGUGAAAGGUGGACACAUAUUUGCCAGUGGAUAGAAGAGAGGAAUCAAAAAUUACAGUUGCUCUCGUCUCGUUGGGGCGAUUUGACCGACGAGUAUAAAAGACUCUUGGCUUGGCUGAACGAGCGAGAAAUUACCCUGAAACAGAUGGAGGCGAAUCCUGCCUCGGAAAUGGGAGAAAUUUUGGAUCGAAUAAAGAAGUUGCAGCUUCUGAAAAUUGAAAUGGACGAUCAGCAGAAAAAACUCACAUCUUUACAAGUCGUUGUUCAAGAAUUGGACGAGCAGGGAUCUUCACCCGAAAGCACAAAUAUUUUGGAGAAAAUUGAGAAUCUUCAGGACAGGUGGGACGCUGUUGUUCAAAUUAUGGAAGUUCAGGGGCAAAGGAUAUCGAGUUCUGGAUUUGAAUUUGAACUGAAACCUGCGCAAGAAACUACGACUACGGUCACCGGAAAUGAAUGGAUGACUGAAACUGUAACGACGAUAGCGUACAGGGAAGACAUCGCAACUUCUACUUCUCACAGCGAUUCGAAAAAACGUCGUCUUGGUAGCGCCACUCGACACGAGUUCGACGCUGCUCUGUUGAAUUUGUACAAGUGGUUGGAUUACGUCGAUUUAGAAACAGGCCGUUCGGAGGGCGUUUUUGACGAGCUGAGCGUAGAGGAAAAGAAAAUCGUUUACGAGGACAGUCUGGCCGACUUGAGUUCUCACGAGAUUGAAUUCACCAAAGUCUUACACUUAGGAAGUCAACUUUUAGAGGAAACUAAACAGACGAAUGAGCAAACCGAAGAUGAUGAACAAAAAAUCAAAAGCGUACAGGAGAGGUGGAAGGCAACGACUAAUAGGCUUCAAGAUAUCAAAAAGAGAAUCGAUUAUCUAAUGGAUCUGAAACAAUUCAAUACCGAAUUAGCUAGCUUACAAUUAAUUCUUGACGGAUAUUCCAAAUGGUUCAAAGGCCAUCAGGGAAAUAAUCAAAUCGAAAGUUACAGGGUAAAACUUAAGUCUAUGAAGUCGCACGAGGAUCGUAUUAAUAAGUUGAAAACCAAGGCAAAAACUUUGAGCGAGAAUCAAGGCCCUGGCAGCGAAGCAAAUACGGCAGACGCAGACGCAAAGACGUUUGAAACUGCUUGGGACGAUCUUUCGAAAAGAUUAUCCGAUCGUCUGACCGAGUUGACAAACCAGGCUGACAAAAAACCACCUAAGAAAUAUACAGAAACAGUAAACAGUCUCCUAUCCUUCAUUAACUCUGUCGAAGGUGUUUUGCUUUUGGAGCAUGCUGUAGUUUCUGACGACAAGUCGAUGGAGAAUCAGCUGAAAAAGUUUAAGGAACUGCAGGACUCUUUGGCUGCGCAACGAGCCAACUUUGAAUAUGUAAAUUUGACAGGGCAGGAUUUAAUUGCAAAAAUUACCGACGAUCCGAGCAGCCAAAGACUAAAGGAAGAAUUGCAAGAUCUCAACACUAAAUGGAGUGAUAUUCCGAUAAUACUUGAAGAACGACAGCAAAAAUUACUGAAAGAUAUCGAAUCAUUGACAGAGUUUAACAGUGAAUUUAACAGCUUCGGAGAAUGGUUAGAGAAAUCUUCCAAGUAUUUGGAAGAAGCUUCGGAAGAUGCUCUCGUUAAUGAUGUGGAAACAACGGAAUUCAAAUUGGAACAAAUUCGGGCCCUCUCGGAUGACAUAAGCAAAAAUAAGCCCAGGAUUGAGCGCAUACAAACUUGUGCCAACAAGUUGCUUGAGAACUCUGAACCAAAGUUUGCAAAUGUUCUUAACAGCAGAUUGGAAACUCUUUCUCAAAAGUGGCACGCCAUCGUAGACGGCGUUAAACAUCAGGGUGACAAAUUCCAGAAUGCUCUACAGAAAAACGACAAGAUUAUAAAUGGAAUCGAGGAUUUCACGAAGUGGUUAUCCAACUUGCAGCAGGAAAUUCCUGCCAAAGAAAAAAUCACUUCAUCUGUUGAAUUAUUUCAAGCUCGUGGCUGCUAUCAAAUAUUAAAAGACAAAGUGGACAGGCGAGUCGAGGAGUUUAGAAAUAUCAACGAGAUGGGCAACGACAAGUUGCUGAGUUCCGAGGGAUCUUCUGUACAAGAACUGGGAAGACGGUUCACUCACUUAAACGCGAGGUGGACGGACGUUACUGAUCGCAUUUACGAAAGAUAUCGACAGCUGCAAAAUGCGAGUCACGAAUACGGCGAAUUCAGAGCUCUGGUUGCUCAAGAAAGUGACUGGCUUGACAAACUCGACAAGAGACUUAAAAAGUCAACAAAAAGUGCAGCUGACGCCGAAGAAAUUUCAGAGGAACUUGACGAUUUGGAAAAUUACAUUCGUAACCGUCCCGAGUCACGUUUUGCUAAGGUGCAAGAUAUAGGCAAGCAACUUAUCGACAACGAUAUCAUGACUAAAUCGGUAAAGACCGAUGUCGAAGCUUUGUUGAACCGUUGGGAAAAUCUCAGUAAGAGGGCAGGGGAACGGGCGCAACUCUUGGAAGGAUCGGUGAGGCAAGCUCAAGAGUCAGAAGGUCGUAUUAUUGCGCUCCAACACUCGCUAACGCAAGUAGACUCCGUACUAACUGCACGUCUUGAUUGUGAUCUGACUGCAGAUGAUUUGCCGCACGAAAUUCAGAAAUUAUUCGAAGAGUUGGAGAAUCAAAAAGUUACGUUGCACGAAAUGGAGUCGCAGGUAGAAUCUUACAAGGCAAAUGGAAAACACGAGGCAGCCGCCCGACUCCAAGAGCAAAUGCAAUUGAUUGAAGGGAAAUUUGGAGAAGUGAACGCUAAAUUCCAACGUUUUUGCUGCCCUCAAAACCUCGAACCAAGAUUAUCUCGUGCUUUGAGGGAACUCAGAGGCAUUGAAGAAGCAACUUGUUUGCUUGAAUUAGCAUCUGAAGAUCCGGAAGCGAUAGAGGGACAGCUAAAGCAUUGUUUGCGAUUCUAUCAAACUCUUAGCGAAAUAAAAGGCGAAAUUGAAAACAUUAUCGUCACUGGAAGAAAGCUUGUCGAAGAUAGAAUCGUACAAGAGCCAGGAAAAUUCUCUAAACGAAUCGACACGCUUAAAGAAUUGUACAAUAAGCUCGGAUUGCAAAUAACGGAAUCAAAGUCGACAUUAGAAUCUGCCCUGGAAUUAUCUCGUGAUAUAUUCAAGCACAUGACCUACAUCAACAUGUCUAUUGAGAGUAUAAACAAGGAAUUGGAUACACAAAAGAACAUGCCUGAAUUGCCUGUUAAUGCGAUAUACGUUACGGAAACACUAACCGAAGUUAUUCCGAGGUUGAACUUGGUGAGGGACAAAUUGUUCAGAUCACAGGACGAGUUUUCAAAACUGUGCGAUCCCAUGUACUUAGAACAGCUUAGAGACAGAGUUACAGAGGUUACAACGAGAUUAUCUAACACCGAGCGAAGACUUCGACUCUGUAGCGGAUCUGAGGAGGAACCGAGCGUCGAUGAGAUAAAUGCCUGGCUGAGACAGACGGAAGAGAAACUAAAUCAGUUGGAUGCCGUGCCGGCGGAUCAGUUGAGCGAAAAGCACUUUGAACACUGCAAGGCCAUACAGAGCGAGAUGAUCGAAACAAAGCCUAAGGUAAUGCAGCUGCAGCAUUGCUCGUUCUAUCCAAAGGUUGCCAAGGUUUGCGAAAAAUGGGAAGAAAUUUGCAACAGAAUACAGGGCUGGAUCCAAAAAAGUACAGAUCAUUUGUUGGUUUAUAAUAAGAGAGCCGAUGAUAAGGGGAGAGACAAUUUGGAGCUUACUAAUUCAGUAGUGCUACUAAAACAAGACGCAAAUUCACAAGUUCAACCAGACAUUGACCAGGACCAAUCUAUUUACGGUAUCGGCUAUCUAAACCCUGCCUUUGAAGACAAUCGAAAGACCGUCGUCAAAACGCCCGAGAGUUCUCCGAUAGACAUACCUCUUCGCAGCAGGAAGUCGAGCGCAAAAGCAGAUAAAGUUGAGAGCAGAAUUAUCGACAUUAGCAAAACUGUUAGAAGACGAUUAGACAUGAGUUCCAUUCCGGACGUUGUGCAAACUUCUCAGCCUCGUGAAGUUUGUCGAGACGACGAUUCGCAUGUAUUAUCACACGAUAGAGAGGUGAUACCAGCAGUUGUGGAUGAGGAGGAAUUUUUUCUAUCGAAAAAUAGCAAGCUUUUCUCACAAGUUUCGACCAACAGUUUAACUGCCAGCGAUUCUAGGCCUAUUAAAUUCAGUAAAGCGCAGUCUAACUCUUUCCGCAUCGUCGAAGUACGAGAAAUGGAAAUUGUCAAGUCCGUAGCUUCGCCCGAAGACCAUGUCGUUCUCCCCAGCGCCAAUGUCAGCGUUGAACAGAUGCCUCAGGUUGUCGAACGCGUUGAAAUAUUAGAAGAUGCAGAGACAGAGCCCGAGUCUGUGGAUACAGACACAGAAGGGAAUGAGAAUUGGACCAAGGAAUCUGGCGAUAUCGGUCCGGACAAUUCUGUGAUGAAGAAAAAGGAGCUCAUUCCAAUAUUGAAGAAACGACGAUCCUCUGGCGAAGGAUCAGGAAAGUCGGUGAAAAAACUCAGCCUUAAAUUAGAUAUCGAAGACGAAACUGCAGAUCUGUCGCAACUGUUGGACGAGGCCCUCAAAUCACCACGUUAUGCGAUACCUGGGCAGAGAUUUGCUAAACAAGUGAUGAACACGUCUCCACCGCCUUUGGCAUAUGGAUCUGGUGUUGGUAACUUGAAAAUUGAAAGCCCCGUUAAUGUCGUUGAAAAAAGCAGUUCAACCGCUUUGAAGGAUCCUGAGAGCAUCGCAGAGUAUUUGAUACUCGAUGAUAAACCCACACCAGUCGGUUCCACUUUGGAUCAGAGCAGUUUGAACAAUAACGGAGCACGUAAAAAAGUUCAAAAGCCUUUGAGCGCUAAGAAACAAGUAGAGUUUUCAGAUACGUAUCAAAUCGUUGGAAGCUUCAGUCCCGGAUUUGUGAAACAGUACAGAAAAUCGCCAAUACCAAAAAUAGCUAGACGCUUAUCUUCGGACGACAUUUUAGAGGAUUGCGACAGUUUUUACGGAAGCGACAAAGAAACCGAUGACGCAUUAAUAUUUUCCGACGAUACCGAAAUCGACGUUAGUAGCUCGAGUUCCGACGGAGAGGAUUCAACUUUAGGAGAGCAUGUUGAACACCUCUUGGCUAAGAUUAAAACCGAGAAGCUAUCUCGCUCCCCGGUACGGAAAGUCCCGUCAAAGUUCAGCGGCGAAUCUAGAUCUCCUCGAAGUCCGACUGGUCAAUCUAGAACCAAUUUCGAAAGAGAUAUUUUAGAGUUUGAACAAGCGGCGCAAAGGAUGCUACGAAGAAUGGACGUUAUGUUAAUGACCAUCGGAGGAGUGACUCAUGAAAAGGAUCCAGCAAAGCGUCUCGAGGUCAUCAAAGGAGAAGUUAGCUGCCUCGCACCAGAUGCUGCAAGUUUGAUAAGCAAGGGAGACGGUUUGGUCAUGACUGUACAUAUGACGGAUCCAUCCAGGGCUGAAAAGAUAAAAACGGAGCACCAGGAUAAACUGAGGAGCAAAUGGCAUCAGGUAAUGUCUGAAACGGAGGCGAGGCGCACGCAGGCCCAAAAAGCCGAGGAAUCUCUGAGGCAGUACAACGCUUUGAUCGUCGAAUUCAACGAAUGGUUCAACGACGUUCCACGCAAACUGGAACAAGCCAAUAAUUACGAAGGACAACUCGAAUUGUUCACAGAAGAGUUUGAGAUUAAACAGGAACAGAUACAAAAACUCAAUGAACUGGGUAACGACCUUAAGAAGUCGAACGUUGGGCAUUCGGAAACGACUCGAUACACCAUAAACAGCAAAUGGCAAGAAGUUAGUUCACAAUUCAAGAGAUUUAGCGGCAGCAAAGACAAGGAUAAGCUUGUUGCUGAGAAAAAAGUGGAAAUUGAUACCGAGAGCAUAAGUAAGCCUGAUUUCGUGACGAAGACAAAUAAGUUGCGAGAAGAGAUAUCGACUGUGUCAAGAUCGCUCAACUCGCCGCCACUGAAUGGAAAAGACUACGAAUCGUAUAUAAAUCAAGAAGAAUAUUUGAACAAAAUAAGAAACGCUUUAAGCAUCUUGAAAUCAAGUGUCGAAGAGGUGGAAAAUCUAAGUUUCGACGUUGUAAGACGUUUGAGAAACGAACAAGCCGAUCAGAUUGUGCGUUUGGUUGAGAAACUUAAGGACGAAUGGUCGAACGUUAACCAGAAGUAUUCAAUCAGGUACAAUACUUGGUCAAGAUGUACGGAGAAUUGGAAAAGUCUGCACAAUACUUGUCGGACAUUUUCUGACUGGUUGGACAUGGCGGAGGAUUUGCUCAACAAACUGAACGCUACAGGGCAUUCAAAAGCUGCUAAAACCAAGGUCCCGGAACUGGAACAAGAGGUAUCUAGAAGACAGCACACCAUCAACACUGUCACUGCAUCUAGUAAAGAAAUUAUCAGUCGAUCUUCUCCAGAGGAAGCAAAGGACCUGCAAAUGAUGGUUGACAAUCUUAUAAUUCGAUGGCAAAAUUUAUGUACCGAAUUGAAAACACGAAAGGAAAAGAUUCUCUCGAUGGAAAGGAAAACUGCGCCAGGCGACAAAAGUUUGGACGCCGUUCAUCACGUAAUCGAUCAAGUCAACUCACUCCUGACUUCCUCGGCAAAUCCAUCAGACGACACGUCGCUGUCCAUAAGGCUUUCGCUGAUUAAGGCAAGAUCAGAGGAACUUGCUUCGCGCAGGCGAGGAAUGGAGACUCUCGUCAACCAGCAAAAUAAUCCCCGAAACGAAGAUGUUUACAGAAACAUCAUUUUCGACAUGGAUCAGGCGAGCUCGAGUCUUUCGGCUCAUCGUGAAUACGUUGAGAGCAAAUUGACAUCUUUGAAAAAGUACAUGAAUAGUUUAGACACAGUGAUGGCAUGGGUGAUGGAAACGCGAACGAGAUUAAAUAUUUCUCGAGAACUUCCCCAACAAGAACGUACCAGAUUUAUCGACAAUAUUAUGGAUAGCGUGGUCGAUCGUGAAAUGGAAGUUAAAGAUGUUAUAGAAAACUACACAAACUUGGAAAAGGAAUGCGAGUCAGCCAGGCAGCCGAUAUCCGUUGAAUUACAAGAAAAAUUGAAAAAGCUGCGCGAGGAUUGGCAGUUUGUAAAGAAUCGCGGAGAAUCACCGGAUGCAGAAGUUCUAUCUACAGUCUCUCCCCUUUUGGCGUAUCGACAAAAAGAAUCGGAGAAGAACUUAGGGGCGGGGGUGCCUUCGAGGGGGGCUGCGGCCUCCCUUUCCACCCCCCUCGAAACGCCCGCAACACCCGAGACACCGGCGUCGAGUGCAUCUCCGAUUACCAAGUCGACGACGUCGUCGUCCUCGUCCUCGUCGCCCACCACAUCCGGCUCCGUCUCUGCGACUAAGAGCAUCCCCUCGACUUCCCCGUCAUCUGCAGUUGUCACGGGUCUUGACAAGUCGGUUCUUCAGAUACGCGACUGGCUGACCGUCGAGGAAGACAUGCUCCGUCAGCAAGCCGUGGUCGUCGGUGACGUCGACGAGAUUAUACAGCUCCUCGACAAGCAGAGGAAUGUGCUGCGUGAAUUGGAGCAGAAAAAACCACAAUUGGACGAGCUGGUGCACACCGCUGAAAAUCUUCGGGCGGACACUAAUCGACAGCAGCUUCACGGCAAGGUGACAAAACUAAGGGAACACUGGGACGAGACAAACUCUAAGGUAAUGCAGCGGAAGACGCAGUUGGACGCAAUGCUGGGUGACAGUCAACGUUACGAGGCUAAACGUACCGAAGUUGAAGCUUGGCUUGCCAGGAUGGAGACUCGACUUGAGAGAAUGCGAGCCGUCGGUCACACCGCGGAUGUACUCGAAGCGCAACAGAGAGAGCAAAAGUCUUACCACGUCGAGCUUCACCAGUACAAGCAUCAGAUCGAGCUGUUCAACCAGUUAACCCAGAAACUGAUCGCCGUUUAUCAGCAGGACGACACGACGCGGGUUAAAAAAAUGACCGAGAUGAUCAACCAGAGAUACAACAACUUGAACACGAGCAUCAUCAAUCGAGGCAAAUUACUUCACUCCGCCAUGAACUCGCUGCACAACUUCGACCGUUCUCUGGACAAGUUCCUCGCCUGGCUUAGCGAGGCCGAAUCAUCGAUGGAGGGACUGGAGGCAGAGGCUGACAGGCUGGGGGGCAGAAGGGACCAAGGGGCGCUGAGGAGGCCGCAGCAUCAGCUCAAGGAUCUUCAAUCGGAAAUAGAAACACACCGAGAUGUCUACGCUUCGUUGAACGGUACUGGAAGGAAGCUUUUAAGCUCGUUGGCUAGCCAGGAUGACGCGGUAAUGCUGCAACACCGUCUCGACGAAAUGAACCAGCGAUGGCAUCACCUCAAGGCAAAAAGCAUGGCUAUAAGAAACCGCCUGGAAAGCAACACCGAACAUUGGAACGCCCUGCUCUUAUCACUGCGAGAGCUCAUCGAAUGGGUUAUCAGAAAGGACACCGAGCUGACUGGACUGGGUCCAGUUUGCGGUGACAUAGCCGCCCUGCAGAAGCAGCAGGACGAUCAUCGCGGUUUCAGAAGACAGCUGGAAGACAAGCGGCCGGUUGUGGAAAGCAAUUUGUUGAGCGGUCGACAGUACAUCGCCAACGAACCUCCGCUCUCCGACACCUCAGACUCAGAAGCCGGUAGAGAGCUUGACGGUGAUUCCCGUGGCUAUCGAAGUGUCGAGGAACAAGCCAGGGAACUUACCAGAAGCAUACGAAGAGAAGUUAACAAACUAUCGGAGCAAUGGAAUGCCUUGAUCGAACGUAGCGACGCUUGGAAGCGAAAGCUGGACGAUACAACUAACAAAAUGUGCGUGUUUCAAAAAUCCUUGGAGGAUUUAUCCUCAAGAAUGGCAGCGGCUGAAUCUCUGAAAGGAAACUGGCAAACUCCUACGGAUUCGAACGAGGCCACAGAAAUGUUGGAUCAAUUGCGAAAAUUCGGUGAUCGUCUUGGUCCGAUUCAAAGAAACAUCGAGGACACAAACGACCAAGCGAGUAUCUUUGCUUCGAGCAGCGUUAUCGUGUCGCACGCUUUACUCGCAAAACUCGAAGAUCUUAACGUCAGGUGGAAAGUUCUGCAAGUAGCUGUAGACGAGCGAUAUAAACUGUUGAACGGAUUUGGAAAAGACGGCAGCACCCCAGGUAGCCAAGCUUUCCUUGCGGGCAGCGUUGAGCCACCAUGGGAAAGAGCACUGACGCCAGCCAAAGUGCCUUAUUACAUAAACCAUCAACUGGAAACGACGCACUGGGAUCAUCCGCAGAUGAUAGACCUGAUGUCGUCGCUAGCCGACCUUAACGAAGUCCGUUUUUCAGCAUACAGAACUGCGAUGAAACUAAGAACAGUGCAGAAGCGAUUAUGCUUGGAUAUGCUAAGCCUCUCUGCUGCGCUAGAACAGUUCGACACGCACGGUCUACGAGCCCAGAACGACAAGCUGAUAGAUAUACCAGAUAUGAUAACGGUUCUGACUUCGCUCUACGAAUUAAUAGCAGCUGACAAUCCGUCACAGGUUUCAGUACCGCUGUGUAUAGAUCUGGCCAUCAACUGGCUCCUCAAUGUAUAUGAUAGGUAUGAUAGUCAACGAACCGGCCAGAUUCGAGUACUGUCAUUCAAAGUCGGCCUUGUUUUGCUGUGCAAGGGACACUUGGAGGAAAAAUAUAGAUACUUGUUUAGAUUAAUCGCCGACCCGAACAGAUUAGUGGAUCAACGAAAGCUCGGGCUGCUACUUCACGACUGUAUCCAAGUACCCAGACAACUUGGAGAGGUUGCGGCGUUCGGUGGGUCAAAUAUUGAACCUAGCGUAAGAAGCUGCUUUGAAAAAGCGGGCAAAGACAAGAACGAGAUUGAAGCUGUACACUUUUUGAGCUGGCUUCAACAAGAGCCACAAAGCAUGGUCUGGCUUCCUGUUCUCCAUAGACUAUCAGCUGCCGAAACAGCCAAGCAUCAGGCCAAGUGCAAUAUUUGUAAAGAAUAUCCCAUCACUGGUUUCAGAUAUCGUUGUCUGAAGUGUUUCAACUUCGACAUGUGUCAAAACUGUUUCUUCUCCGGUCGCAAAGCAAAGAAUCACAAACUGACUCAUCCGAUGCAAGAAUACUGUACCGCGACAACGUCCGGCGAGGACGUAAGGGACUUUACAAGAGCGCUGCGUAACAAAUUCAAGUCCAAACGAUAUUUCAAGAAGCAUCCAAGAGUCGGUUAUCUCCCUGUGCAAACAGUUCUGGAAGGCGACGCUCUGGAGAGUCCAGCUCCGUCGCCUCAGCACAGCACUCUGAGUCAAGACAUGCAUUCUAGACUGGAGAUGUACGCGUCGCGUUUAGCCGAGGUUGAACUAUCGCGAACGCGAAGUAAUUCAACACCGGAUAGCGACGACGAGCAUCAGCUGAUAGCUCAUUACUGUCAGAGUCUCAACGGCGCGGACAACAUCAACGUUCCGAGGAGUCCUGUUCAAGUAAUGGCGGCAAUAGACGCCGAACAGAGAGAAGAGCUCGAAGCGAUGAUCAGAGAACUGGAAGAAGAGAACGAGACCCUUCAAGCCGAGUACGAAAGGCUGCGCUCUAAUCAAACUCCAGGUUCCACACCUGAGGACGGCCACAGCACCCGGCAACCUGAUUGCGACAUGAUUGCCGAGGCUAAACUGUUGAGGCAACACAAAGGGAGACUCGAGGCUCGUAGACAAAUACUCGAAGACCAUAAUCGACAAUUAGAAGCGCAGCUACAGAGGCUAAGACAACUUUUGGACGAGCCCAAUGCAGGAUCACCCUCAAAGACUGGAACCCUGCAAACUCGAAGUGUAACUGCGUCGCAGUUGGCCACCGAUUCCCCAGCGAAGAUGAACGGGCAUUAUCACGAUUCUCCAGGUGGUGGAGGAUGGGGUGAAGGCAGAGCAGGAAGUCUGGAACGACCGCCACCCCCGCCACAUUCACACAGCAUAUCACAUAACGUUGGCAACCUGAUGCACAUGGCAGGAGACUUGGGUAAGGCUGUCGAGGAACUGGUUACAGUAAUGACGGAAGAUCCGUCGAGAACAAACGGACAAAGAGGACCACCACCGCCGCCAGGAUUUAAACCAUAGAUUAUACAUAUAUU
This is a messenger RNA of Diprion similis, 12591 nucleotides long. Its product is annotated as dystrophin, isoforms A/C/F/G/H. Gene Ontology annotation, cellular component: plasma membrane. The coding region runs from base 83 to 12577 and encodes 4164 amino acids. Gene Ontology annotation, molecular function: zinc ion binding; protein binding. The record is from RefSeq and is a predicted model, not a curated record. Lineage: Eukaryota; Metazoa; Arthropoda; Insecta; Hymenoptera; Diprionidae. Gene Ontology annotation, biological process: synaptic signaling. The transcript is spliced from 54 exons.